ACAAAUCAACUUCCUUGGACAAGGUGAAUUAAAGUAGUGAAACUUUAUGAACUAAGAAAUUGAAGUUAUUUGUGACUUCGAGUGCAAUAUUUUAUGAGUGAUUUUUUAAUGUUUAGUGCCAUAAAUUUUGUUGUUAAAGUAAAAAAUGUUCAAAAAUAAAAAUGACUGUAAUAUUGUGUACAGAUGCACAGUACGUCUGUUGGAGGAUUCCGAUGUCCUGGAAUGUGAAUUUCAGUCUUUUCAUAAAGGGAGUUAUCUCGUGGAGUAUAUAUGCAAACAACUGGAUAUAAAAGAAAAUGACUACUUUGGCCUACGUUUUGUGGACUCUUCAAAACAACGACAUUGGUUGGAUCUGGCGAAGUCAAUUAUAAAACAGUGUAAAGAUGUUGAUCCAGUCUUAUUUUCCUUCCGAGUAAAGUUUUACCCAGCUGAUCCAUUUCGGUUACUUAACAAUGGACGAGUUAUGCUGUACCAACAACUUAAACGAGAUUUGCGGCAUGGUCGUCUUUAUUGCUCAAUUGGUGAAGCAGCAGCAUUAGGUUCACUGAUAGUGCAAGAGGAACUUGGGGACUACAACGAAGACUUUAAUAUCGGUGAUUAUGUGUCAUCAAUGCACUUAGCGUUACGCCAAACUGAAGCAUUAGAAAAAAAAAUUAUUGAAUUGCAUAAAAAACGAGAACCAAAUCAACGUCCUACUGUAGCUAUGGAUGAAUUCAUAAGCAUUGCACGUGGGCUGGAGACUUACGGAAUUGAUCCGUAUCCUGUUAAGGACCAUCGUGGAUCACAACUGUAUAUUGGAAUGAAUUAUUCAGGCAUUAGUACAUUUAUUUUAGGUAAAAGAUCGCAACACUUUCGCUGGGGUGAAGUGCAUAAGUUAAAUUUUGAAAGUAAAAUGUUUAUAGCCCACCUUAGUUACACAGAUGCCAGUAGAGAACCGAAAAAACACACAAUUGGAUUUAAAUGUGUAUCUGGAUCUGCCUGCCGAUAUGUCUGGAGAUGUGCCAUAGAACAAAUGUUGUUUUUUACUCUUCCAAAUAGCCAAAAUGCGUCGGUAGUAUCUGGAGGUGGAUUUUUUUCUUGGGGUACCAAAUUUAAAUAUUCUGGGAGAACUGAACGAGAAAUUCUUACUGAAAGCAUAAACGCUUUAAAGGAGCAAAGAAUUACAAAUUCUGCUGCUAGUAAUCGCAAGGCUAGUAGCGUACCAGCAACGCCAUCCAGUCCAAAAGUUCAUCUAUCUCAAAUUCGUUACAGCAGUUUACCACGUUCUACAAUGUCUGAGUCACUGAGUAGUUCUGCUAUUGAACACGUAGACAAUUGUGGUAACAUCAAAUGCAUCACAAAUCCAUUAGAUGGUUGCAGUAUACAAUUAACAAAUCUCGAACCUGUAUCAGAAGAAUCACGUCUACGUAUUUGUAAUGCUAAUCAAUUAAAUAAUUACGUUCCGGAUGAAUCAGAAUAUUACUAUCGAAGCUCAUUAGGAAAAAAUAGAAACGAAACUGACUCUCCAAUAUUAUAUUGGAAUGGGUCCAACCGUCACUAUAACUUUAAUGACAAAAACGUUGUUUUUGCUUCACAGCCUGCUAGUUCACUAUCUUCCAAUAUUGUUCCAAAUAGCUCUAUUAACUCCAUUGCCACUGAUAGCAACGUUGUCUGUCAAAAUGUAGUAAACUGUGCCAAAAGCGUGCGGAAAUUUCAUCUUUUCAACGUUUUUAUUCCUUCGUUAUUUUUUGUUGUGGCAACCAUGGCAUUCUCUGCUGUGUUUAUUUUGGAAUCUGACUCCGAAUUUCUUGAGAAAGUAAGAAAUAUGCCAGAAAUGAUUAGUUUGCGAUACCAAUACUAUCAACCACUUAAAGAAUUUAUUUUUCGUACAUUAAGCAAAAAAUAA
Teleopsis dalmanni is the source of this 1885-nucleotide messenger RNA. RefSeq names its product FERM domain-containing protein 5 (gene Frmd5). The coding region runs from base 146 to 1885 and encodes 579 amino acids. The transcript has 9 exons. The record is from RefSeq and is a predicted model, not a curated record. NCBI's taxonomy places the organism in Eukaryota, Metazoa, Arthropoda, Insecta, Diptera, Diopsidae. Gene Ontology annotation, cellular component: cytoskeleton. Gene Ontology annotation, molecular function: cytoskeletal protein binding.